AGAAGGUCCAAGCUUUACAAAAAAAUGGAGGCGAUGAGUAAGUGACUGUGGAAACAUACAAUGUUAACAUUCACAUUCCGUAAUAGUCUAUAUUUCUAACUGUGUUCAGUUUUUUUGGGUUGUUGAGAUAUAUGCAAUGUGAAUAUUUACAUUGGUUUGUUAAUAAUGCACAAGCUGCUGGUGUGGAAAGGAGAUUCGAAGGCUACACAUGUGUAUUUUGAUGACAUUGUCAACCUUAUCAAGGAGGAAUCAAUACACAGCAAUCUCAUAGAUGCAUAUGCUGAACUGUUGCAUGAACAACAAGAGGUGGUCAACCCAACUUCCGAUGAAGCCUCAUUGAUCUUCACGAGCAUGUGUUUGAAAGUGAUACGAGAGUACCAUCCUCGCAAAAGGAGUAAACACAUUGACGCACAUGUCAGAAACUACCAAGGAGAGAGAUACCUACUAUUCCCAUUGCAUCAUGAGUACCACUGGACAAUAGCUGUGUAUGAUGCUAAAGAAAAUUUGUGGAAGCAUUACAACUCGUGCCCAAGACCAGGCAUACAUGACCCGCAUAUCGACCAAGCACAGGAAAUUAGGAACUACAUCGAGCAUGUUGUGACCGUUAUUGGCAAGUCAUCACCGCUGCACACUAAGUUAGCAGGCCAAAAUCCAGCACAACCAACCAAAAGUGUUGAUGUCUGUCCUCAACAAGGCGACGACUCGUAA
Molecule: messenger RNA, 708 nt
Organism: Camellia sinensis
Lineage: Eukaryota; Viridiplantae; Streptophyta; Magnoliopsida; Ericales; Theaceae
Source: RefSeq, a predicted model, not a curated record